AUGGUCAUUCUGCAGCAGGGCGACUAUGUGUGGUUGGACCUCAAGACAGGAAGAGAGUUUGACGUUCCUGUGGGAGCAGUGGUCAAACUCUGUGACUCUGGACAGAUCCAGGUUCUGGAUGAUGAGGGCCGGGAACACUGGAUCUCCCCUCAAAAUGCGACCAACAUCAAGCCCAUGCACCCCACCUCUAUCCACGGAGUGGAGGACAUGAUCCGUCUGGGCGACCUUAACGAAGCCGGCAUCCUGCGCAACCUGUUCAUCCGCUACAACGAACACGUCAUCUAUACAUACACAGGCUCCAUCCUGAUUUCAGUCAACCCCUACCAGCUGCUGCCCAUCUACACUCCUGACCAGAUCCGCCUCUACACCAACAAGAAGAUCGGCGAGAUGCCUCCACACAUAUUCGCCAUUGCAGACAACUGUUACUUCAACAUGCAGCGGAACAACAAGGACCAGUGCUGCAUCAUCAGUGGGGAGUCGGGAGCUGGAAAGACAGAGAGCACAAAGCUGAUUCUGCAGUUCCUUGCAGCCAUCAGUGGUCAGCACUCCUGGAUAGAGCAGCAGGUCCUGGAGGCCACACCCAUCCUGGAAGCUUUUGGAAAUGCCAAGACAAUUCGUAACGACAACUCCAGUCGCUUUGGGAAGUAUAUAGAUAUCCAUUUCAGCAAAAGAGGGGCCAUCGAAGGAGCCAAAAUAGAGCAAUACCUGCUAGAGAAAUCUCGCGUCUGUCGACAGGCUCCCGAUGAGCGAAACUACCAUGUCUUUUAUUGCAUGUUGAAGGGUAUGGCUCCAGAGAUGAAAGCUAAACUGGGCCUGGGCCUUGCCACAGACUACAUCUACCUUACCAUGGGUAACUGCACAGAAUGUGAUGGCCGUAACGAUCUGAGCGAAUACUCCAGUAUUCUGUCUGCCAUGAAGGUCCUCAUGUUCACCGAAACGGAGAGCUGGGAGAUUUCCAAGCUGCUGGCUUCCAUUCUGCAUAUGGGAAACCUGCGGUUCGAGGCCCGUACAUAUGAAAACCUGGACGCCUGUGUGGUGGUGAGAUCUCCUGAUCUGGUGACUGCUGCUUCUCUCAUGGAGGUUGACCCUAAAGACGUGAUGGUGUGCCUGACCACCCGGACCCUCAUCACGCGUGGGGAGAGUGUCACCACACCUCUCAGUGUGGAACAAGGCUUGGAUGUGAGGGAUGCAUUUGUCAAGGGGAUCUAUGGCAGGCUGUUUGUCUGGAUAGUUGAUAAGAUCAAUGCUGCCAUAUACCGCCCUCCUUCCUGUGAGAGUACCCCCAUCAGAAAGUCGAUCGGGUUGCUGGACAUAUUUGGCUUUGAGAACUUCAUCGUUAACAGUUUUGAACAGCUGUGCAUCAACUUUGCCAAUGAGAACCUGCAGCAGUUCUUCGUCCGCCAUGUUUUCAAACUGGAACAGGAGGAAUACAACUUGGAGGACAUCAGCUGGCAGCACAUUGAGUUCACUGACAACCAGGAUGCACUGGACAUGAUAGCCAAUAAACCCAUGAACAUCAUAUCGCUUAUUGAUGAGGAGAGCAAAUUCCCCAAGGGAACAGAUGCUACAAUGUUGUAUAAGCUCAACUCCCAGCACAAGCUCAAUUCCAACUACAUUCCUCCUAAAAACUGCUAUGAAACGCAGUUUGGCAUCCAACACUUUGCUGGAGUGGUGCAUUACGAGUCCAGAGGAUUCCUGGAGAAAAACCGCGAUAGCCUCCACACCGACAUCAUCCAGCUGGUCCACUCAUCAAAGAACAAGUUCAUCAAGCAGAUCUUCCAGGCUGAUGUUGCUAUGUUUCUGUGUGGCUAUCAGCAGCCCAGCACCCCUGCUGCCAAGGUGACGCGGCGGCUGACCGAGGGGAGUGACUACGGCCUGCAGGGGAACAGCAUGCUGGAGGACCGGCCCACCUCCAACCUGGAGAAGCUUCACUUCAUCAUUGGAAAUGGCAUCCUGCGGCCAGCCCUCAGGGAUGAGAUCUACUGUCAGAUCUGCAAACAGCUGAGCCAGAACCCGUCCAAAAGCAGCCAUGCCCGGGGAUGGAUCCUGCUGUCCCUCUGCGUGGGCUGCUUCGCCCCCUCUGAGAAGUUUGUCAAAUACUUACGGACGUUUCUGGUCAGCGGCCCUCCUGGUUACGCGCCUUACUGUGAGGAAAGGCUGCGCAGGACGUUUGUCAACCGCACACGGACCCAGCCCCCGUCCUGGCUGGAGCUGCAGGCCACAAAAUCUAAGAAGCCCAUCAUGCUGCCUGUGACCUUUAUGGAUGGCACCACAAAAACCCUACUGGCAGACUCGGCCACCACAGCCAGUGAGCUCUGCAACGCACUGGCAGAUAAGAUCAGCCUGAGGGAUCGUUUUGGCUUCUCCCUGUACAUCGCUCUGUUUGACAAGGUGUCUUCCCUGGGCAGCGGCAGUGACCAUGUCAUGGAUGCUGUCUCACAAUGUGAGCAGUACGCAAAGGAGCAAGGCGCCCAGGAGAGGAACGCCCCUUGGAGGCUGUUCUUCAGGAAGGAGAUCUUCAGCCCCUGGCACAACCCGGCUGAGGACUAUGUAGCCACCAACCUGAUUUACCAGCAGAUCGUCCGAGGGGUGAAGUUUGGAGAGUACCGAUGUGAAAGAGAGGAGGACCUAGCAGAGCUGGCCUCCCAGCAGUACUAUGUGGACUACGGUUCAGAGGUCCUCCAGGAGCGCCUGCUCAGCCUCAUCCCGUCCUACAUCCCCGACAGAGAGAUCACCGGCACAAAGCCCACAGAGAAGUGGGCUCAGCUUAUCAUCAACGCCCACAAAAAGGGACUACACAACAAAAGGAGGCUGAACACACAAAAGGUGAAGGAGGAUGUGGUGGACUUUGCCCGCUUAAAAUGGCCCUUACUCUUCUCACGCUUCUAUGAGGCCUUCAAAUUCUCUGGGCCCAGUCUUCCUAAGAACGACGUCAUCGUGGCCGUGAACUGGACCGGGGUUUACUUUGUGGAUGAACAGGAACAGGUCCUCCUGGAGCUGUCGUUUCCAGAGAUUACAGCCGUAUCCAGCAGCAGGGGGGGUAAACUCCAAGGUCAGAGUUUCACGUUGGCCACCAUCAAAGGAGACGAGUACACGUUCACCUCCAACAAUGCAGAGGACAUUCGGGAUCUGGUGGUCACCUUCCUUGAGGGUUUGAGGAAGAAGUCGAAGUAUGUGGUGGGACUGCUGGACUGUGUGAACCCUGCAGGGAUGAAUUCCACCUUCCUGAGUUUCACUAAAGGUGAUCUGAUCAUCCUGGAUGAACACGACGGGGAACACGUGAUGAACUCGGGCUGGGCUCAUGGAAUCAACGACAAGACCAAACAGAGAGGAGACUUCCCAGCUGACUGUGUCUACGUGCUGCCCACCAUCACCAGGCCCCAGUACGACAUAGUGGCUCUUGUGACUAUGACUCCUGACCAGAGGAGAGAAUCCGUCAGCCUGUCUCAGACGGUGCUGUCUGAACAGGAAGACAAGUCCAAGGCCUUCACACUGGAGGAGUUCUCCUACGACCACUUCAGGGCUCCACCAAAGAGCACUCUGAGCAGAGUGAUGAUCUCUAAGGCGCGAGGUAAAGAGCGUCUGUGGAGUUGUACCAGGGAGCCUCUCAAACAGCCUCUGCUGAAGAAGGUCCUGGCUCACGAGGAGCUCUCCCAGGAGGCCUGCAUGGCCUUCAUAGCUGUGAUGAAAUAUAUGGGGGACUACCCAUCCAAACGGGUGCGCUCCAUCAAUGAGCUCACUGAUCAGAUAUUUGAGGGAGCUUUGAAGGCCGAGCCACUCAAAGAUGAAAUCUUCUGUCAGAUUCUCAAACAGCUUACCGAUAAUCACAUCAAGUUCAGUGAGGAGAAAGGCUGGGAGCUGCUGUGGCUCUGCACUGGUUUAUUUCCUCCCAGCAACAUCCUGCUGCCCCAUGUCCAGAAAUUUCUCCAGUCCAAGAAACACUACCCGCUGGCUCCAGACUGCAUGCAGCGGCUCCAAAAAGCCUUACGUAAUGGAUCAAGAAAGUACCCCCCUCACCUGGUGGAGGUGGAGGCCAUCCAGCACAAGACCACCCAGAUCUUCCACAAGGUUUACUUCCCUGAUGACUCGGACGAGGUGUUUGAGGUGGAGUCCAGCACAAAGGCCAAGGACUUCUGCCACAACAUCUCUGGACGUCUUAUGCUGAAGUCUGCAGAGGGCUUCAGUCUUUUUGUGAAGAUCACUGAUAAGGUCAUAAGUGUGCCUGAUGGGGACUUUUUCUUUGACUUUGUGAGGCACCUAACCGACUGGAUUAAAAAAGCGAGACAUGUAAAAGAUGGGAGUGCAGGGGUGGUGCCUUCUCUGACCUAUCAGGUGUUCUUCAUGAAGAAGCUGUGGACCAACACCGUGCCAGGGAAAGACUCCAUGGCUGACUUCAUCUUCCACUUCUAUCAAGAGCUCCCCAAGUAUCUGCGGGGCUACCACAAGUGUUCCAAGGAGGAGGUGCAUCAGCUGGCAGCACUGAUCUACAGAGUGAAGUUUGAAGAUGAUAAAUCUGCCUUCCAGAACAUUUCUAAGAUCCUGAAAGACCUUGUCCCUCAGGACCAGAUCAGACAUCUGUCCCCGGACGACUGGAAGAGGUCCAUCAUGACACUGUUCAACAAACAUUCUGGGAAGACGCGUGAAGACGCCAAACUCUCCUUCCUAAAAAUCAUCUACAAGUGGCCCACUUUUGGCUCUGCUUUCUUUGAGGUCAAGCAAACAACUGACCCCAAUUACCCCGAAACUCUUCUGAUAGCCAUCAACAAGCACGGGGUUAGUCUGAUAGAUCCAAAAACAAAGGACAUCCUUACCACUCAUCCUUUCACUAAGAUCUCCAACUGGAGCAGUGGCAACACCUACUUCCACAUCACCAUCGGAAACCUGGUGCGAGGCAGCAAGCUGCUCUGUGAGACUUCCCUGGGCUACAAGAUGGAUGACCUCCUGACCUCUUACAUCAGCCAGAUGCUCACGACAAUGACCAAACAGAGAACGUCCCGGGGCAACAAGCUCCCUCCUGACUGCGUAUGA
Molecule: messenger RNA, 5028 nt
Organism: Menidia menidia (Atlantic silverside)
Lineage: Eukaryota; Metazoa; Chordata; Actinopteri; Atheriniformes; Atherinopsidae
Source: the annotation of a GenBank genome assembly